AUGGCAACCCCGGCCAUGGGUGUGCUGCCCACCUCCCGAAGGGUAACCCUGCAAACCUGUCCCAGGAACAGCCAGCAAGAAGGUCUCUACUCCCUCAAGGCCUCAAGGAGAACGGCCCAUCAGAAGGCCAGCACCAAGGCCAGGGAAGAAGUGUUCCAUCCACAUGCAGCCAAGGACAGCCUUCUGGACACGCUGAGGUGGCCUACGCUUUCCCAGCAGCUGGGGUCUCUUCCGGCAGUUCCCUAUGUGGCCUGGUCUGAUUAUAUCAAGGAGCCGGACCCCCACAUGAAGGACUGCAGCCUGCCAAUGUGGUCUCCAUGCUUGGACACCAGGGAUGUGAACAGCUCAGUGUCAUCUGGCCGAUUCUCUGGUUCCUCAGGGGGGCAUGAAUCUUGUGCACUUUCCCAUGGGCCUUGGAAAGAAAGGCCACCCCUGGUGUUGGGGCCCCAGCGUCAGCCCAGGAAGAGUAACCCUCGUCUGGAGCAGUUGAGGGACAAGAUCCGAGCCCAGGCACAGUGGCAGGCUAGCUGUGCCUCCCUGGGCACCUCUGUCCCCUCUAGUGCCUCGUGCCUCUACAAGAACUCUUCGACAGUGCUGCGACGGAAGACCCCCAAGGUGACAAAUGCUGUCCCGGUGACUACCAGCCCAGGUCCUGGAAUUCUUCAUGCAGCUGAAUAUAGAAGCAAGGACAGGGCACCUUUCAGUCUGGGACAGGAGCUCUCAAGGAUUCCCCAGCACCAUGCUUCAGUUCCAAGGACAAACAACAAAAGGAUCAGAGGUGCUUCAUACAAAAGAGAGAUCCCAAAGCUAUCCGUCCCACGCAGAACUGCCAAACGCAAAGGUGAGGUUUGCUACUUGGCACCAGAGUCUGCGAGUCUAGCUGAUUCUGAGUUGGCUGGUGUUUACGCCUGGAGAAAAGGACAAGCCCUGGUGAGGCGGCUGCUUGGGCCCCCUCCUACCCUCUCCCGGCUCCAGAGCAAGCCCCCUGCCACGGACUUAGGCUUUAAGAAAGCAACUGUUGGGAACUCAUCUGCCCACACCUGGUUGUCUAAGCCUACCUGUGCCUUCAGUGACCAGCAGGCUUCUGAGCACACACUGAGCUCAGCUCUCCGCGAUCAGUCAACAACUAUCCAAGGUGCCAUGGAGAUGCUACAAGACCUGCGCCAGCAAAUCCAGGCUGGUCUGGAGCUUGCCAGGCGCCCCAGGGUGGCAAGGAAGCUCUCAUCAUCAAAACCAAAGCCACAGACCCUGGCAGGGAGCAGGCAGCAGGGACCCCAAAGCACCUGGGACAUGCAGAGCUCCUUCCCAAAGAGUGCUUGGAUGGCGACAGGAGAAAGGUCCUCUUCCUUGGACAGGGACGGAAACUUGAACAGUCAGCAACACUGGAAGAAAGCCGUGACUGAGUGGGAGUCUUGUCCACAGAGGGCCUGGACAGCACAGGGGCAAGACACCUCCUUCCAAAGGCCUGGAAGCACCCCAGAAAAGCCAAGUUCUUUCUCACAGCGGCCCUGGAGUGCCCAGGCUUGGCAGACAUGUCCACAGAGGGUUUGGGAAGCUCAGGGACAGGACACCUCCUUCCAGAGGUCUGCGAGCCUCCCUAAAAAGCCAAGCCCCUUCUCACAGAGACCCUGGAGUGCUCUGGCUGGUCAGGCUUAUUCACAGGGGAUUUCCACAGCUUGUAAAGACUGGGAGGCUCCCAGGUCCAGUCCAUGGAGCUCUGUGGCUAGGCCACAUCCUGCUCCGCAUCAGCCCUGGAAUAGUUCUUGUGUGCAGAGGCCCAGUUCCUACAGCAAAGGCAAAAGUGUUGUUGGCCCUCCUCCCUCAAAAGCCAAGCCAGCUUGGCCAGAGCCUGCCCAGGGCUUUACUCAUAGCAAACCAGCAAAGGAGCAGGACACACAGGAAAUCCCACGCUGUCCAAGGUUGCAGCAAUCUCUGGGCCAGUCACACAGCUCUGAGUCCUUGCAUGACUUCAUGCGUCAGAAGGCCCAGGCCUGGCGGCAGCAGGCCAUGGAACAGAAGGCCUUGGCCACACAUGCACUCGAGCUGCGGAAUCAGAGACUGCAGGAGGUAUACCGGAAGCAGCGAGAGGCCAUCCUUGGCAAGGCUGUCCCUGUGGUCUCCCAGAGGAGCCCUGGCAUCGUCACCUUUGUUCCCAGUUCCGUACAGUCUGAGGGCCUGGAAGCCCCCGGGAGUCUGGGGUCACCACUGCAGAAGUGGAGCAAGGUGACAUCUGGCAUGGUGCUUGGGGACCAAGAGGCUUCAGACAGCUUCUGUCUGUGUUUGAACAAACCAUGGAACCAUGCUGAGACCCAGGACAGUGGACGCCCCCGGGACGGUGUGAGUGAUAACCCUCUGCUACCAUCUACGACUUCCUCCCCUGACCCCAGGAAGCUUCAGGACAUGUCCGGGGGGCUGUGCAUCUACAUGGAUCCCCAGGACACUGAGCAUCUGGGCCCAUCGGGCCUCCUGCACUUCCAGUACAAGCAAGCCCGGCUGCAGGCACUGGAGACCAUGGCCGAUGUCCUCAAGCAGCGUAUUGACAUCCUAACCACCAAGCUGCACAAGUCGACAUCGCCUGACACAGCUGGUGACCUGGCCUCGGACGUGCUGCCCUUUGGCCCCAGCACAGCGCCUGUCACCCCCACUCUCUCUCCUCCCUCUCACCUCAGAAGUUUAGUGUCUGAUGGAGGCAGAGGAACUUCCCAGGACUGGGCAGACAUGCAGUGCAAGCCCCUUCUCCCCAGGACCUACUUCCAGGACGGUGAGAUGCUACCAUGGAGACCCAGCCGGGAGCCACAGAGCUUGAACCUGGGGACCCACAGUGAGAACCAGCCCCAAGGUGCCACAGAGGAGAGACACUGGGAGCUGGAGAAGAAGCUACAGAGAGAGAUGGCUACCCUCCAGGCCCUCGGUGCCUGCAUGAGGAGCUCACUUGGGGUGCCAGCUGCCCCAGACCCCACCUGUGGCUCCCUUUGGCAGGAGGAGAUACCAGAAGCCAAAAAGGCAGGCUUGGUAACGCCCUGGACCACCCAUAGCUGCGGUCAGCAGGAGCCCAAGGGGCCACAUUCUGGAGGCCUGCAUGGAGGGCACCUGACCAAUUUCCAGAUGAAAUCCUUGAGCUUUGUCAAGUCACUGAAGCUGGACCAGCAGAAGCAGGAGCAGGCGCUGGCCCUUCUGCGGCAGCGGGCAGAGCAGGAGGUAUGGGAGACGCAGAUGGCAUUGGAUGAACUUCUCUUCAAACACCAGCUGAAGGUCAGCGGGAUACCCCUUCUAAGAUCACCACCCACCCUGCAGAGAGACAACAUGGGGUCCUUGAAGCGUCCUGAGGAAGCAAGGGCAUUUUCUGCAGAGCCAGUGCAGCAGAAUCCAGUCCGCUCCCAGCUGGCUCUAGCCAAGUUCUAUCCUUCAGACAGACCCACCUACAAGUGGGGCAUAAGGAGACCAGAGCCAGGAACGGAAAGGUCCAGAACCUUCCACCGCUUCACUAUUGCAAUGCUGCAGCAGAGUCUAAGAGACGAAGAGCUGCGCGCACAGCAUCAGGCUGCAGUGCUGCGACUGCGUGAGUUGGCACUGGAGGAAAAAGCCCGGGCGGAGCUGACCCGCCUGGAGCAUCAGAUAGGGUGCCUGGGGCUUAUGGGACAUGAAGCAGCACAGGCUACUCUGUGGGAAAAGCAACAACAAGCCCUCAGAAGGCUUAAGAAGGAACGGAGGGAGAUCCAUUACUUGAAGAAGGCGUACUUGUCCCUGCACAAUGGCAGGAAGCAGCUCUUGCAGCAUCAGCAGUCUAUCCUUGAUGUGCAGAGGUCUGUGGCCCACUUGCGGAAGGAGCUCCAGGCUCGAAACCGGCUGCUGCAGAGUUCCAGCCCCAGCACCAAGGUCACCCGGGACGGGGUCUCAGACACAAGUCAGAAAACAGAGGGAUGCAGACUUGGAAGCCCCCAAAGCUACCACCUCCGGGAAAUCUCUGAGAGCUCAGAGGUUGCAAACCUUUCCCCUGAGCAGAAGGAAAUGAUACCUCCCCAGACAACUUCAGUUGCAGACAAACACCUGCAGCCUCUGUGGGUGAAGUGGGCAGAUGCCACAUCUGGGACUGGAAGCCUACCUGUGGAGACCGGACCUGACAGUCAAGGGCCUGGAAAACAGCCUUGUGUCUCUCCCCCUGGUCUGCUCCACAGAAGCUCUCUGGAUCCUGAACAUCAGAAACACCCAGCCUUCCCUGUCAUGAAGAAAGAUGAUAGCCCAGGCUCUCAGCUGAAGCCACAGGAGGCCAAGGAACCGUCUCCUCCAGGCCACCUACAGACCAAGCCCAGUGCAGCCUGGGCAAUGGAGAGACAGCCUACAGACAGUCAUGUUUGGAGCUUGCAUGGACAGUGUGGGCUGCCCCUAAGUGGAGAUGGUUCUUGUCCCAAGGAAGACAGAUCCAUCUCAGCAGCUCCUGCGGCCAUCGAGGAAGAGGCGCAGUCUGCCUGGCACCCAGACAGCCCUCCGUCCGAGCCUGCUGCCGUCUUGGACGCGUGUUCUGAGUCUGCCUUUAGUAGCUGCUCUGGGUCCUCGGAAGCCCCCGCCUUCUCCCUCACCCCCUCAGAGGGCUCAUCAAGUGACCUUUCAGGUUCAUCCCUCCAGGAGUUCCAGAGAGCCACAGCUACCCUCGUCCAGCUUUCUAGCGGUUCCACGUCCCUGUCUAAUUUGGAAGCUGAAGACACCCUGCACGCAGAUCCUGGUUGGUCUAGGGAGCUUUCGGCUCUGGAUUCCUGGGAGGAACCUGGCCUGCCUCCAUUCUGGGAUCCCCACCAGGGACUUCCUCAGCUGGAGGAGGUUCCUGGGGAUGUAGGUCAGGUGACCCUGCAGAGACUGGAAGAUGGUGGGGCCAGACUCCUGAGUGGCUUCUCUGAGGAGGCAGCUGUGGCAGGAAGCUCAGAGCCGGGGGACAACUUCCGUCAGGCAGGCUGGCCAUUGUCAUUCCCACACGUUCCUUCUCCAAGAUUGGGGUCAGAGUUGUCAGAGUCCUCAAGCCAAAUUUGGGAUGAGAACAAUGAAGAGAGUCUUGAAGAACCUCACCCUUGUGCUGAGCCACCCUCAGGGAGCUCCUGGCCUGCAAAUGGUUCAUUGGACAUGGAAGGCAGUGGAGGGCCCUAUACCACUCUUCCCUCCCCGGGGCCUGGGGAAGAACAAGAAGCUCCCAGAUCCAGUAAGAGCCUGUCUGGUACAUUGAAUACAGGGAAAACCAGGCAGAUGUCCCCUGUGACCACCUUCACAACCUUCCCUCCCCAGGUCCCUUCUAUCAGUGACUCUACUCUGCCACUGCCCUUUCAUUUGGACACUUCCUCCUCUGAAAGGGCAGGUCUAAGUAAAGGAAACAUGCCUACUCCUACUGAGGCCUCAGCUGGCUACCAGGAGGAACCCCAGGAUUCCAAUGCAUCCAUGGAUAGGAAGCCUCUACAGGCCUUGCCUAACCUUAAGGCCCCUAUGACUCUGAAGACUUCUUCUGAGGACAGAGCUCCCCUUGUCACAGAGGUAGCCAGUCCCUUAUAUGAAGAUGGCUUCCUGACUGAAAUACUGUCCCCUGUGGAUGAGGAGCUAUCUUAUGGCAGUGGGGACCUUCCAUCCUCUAUCCAUGGGGACACUCACCUCCCUCCACCACCUCCUACUCUCCAAGCAAAGAGUGACAUCAAUGAGCCCAACCCCAGCUCAGAAGACUUCCCUUCCCCACCUGAGGAGGCCAUGUUUCCAGGUGAUUCACUGGAUACCCUAGGAGAGGAUACGUCCAUUGCUACUGAGGACAUGUCUUCCCUAUCUGAGGGGGCUCUUGAGAAAACCCUUUCCCUGGGGCCCCAGAAGUCAGGGCCCUGCUUGGGAAGAUCUGGGCAAGAUGGAAGCCUGAAUAAUUCAAGUUCAACAUUUCCCUUGAAUAAUCACGUAGUCAGUGCCCCUGAGACACCCCUAAGACUGUCAAAUCAACCCCAGAGUUCAUCCUCAGUGGCUUGUGUAGCCAGAGAGAAUCUUGAGGAGGCCCCAGGCAGUCAAGGUGGACCCCGGGAAGCAGAGCAGUGUUUGGAGGCUGCAGGGCACCAGCAAGGAAUAGAACACCUCCUAGACAGAAGGGCAGCCACAUUGUCACCCUCCUGGUCUGCACCCUCUGAAAGCCCAUCCCCCCAGCCAGUGUCCUUGGUGGCUGAAUCCCUCAAGCACACUAGUGAGAAAGAAAGCCAGAGCUGCUGGACAGAGGACCAACGCAAGCUCCAGGGGUUGUUGGACAGACAGCCACUCUGUAGGAGAAACUGGGCUUUUGACCCUGCCUCUGGUGUCUGUGCUGAUUUUUCAGGGACAGGAGAUGCUGGGCUGGUGGAUAUGGUGUCUACCCAGCUUAGCAGGAGGAUCUUGUGUGACUCUCUGGCUGCACUUUCAGGGCUGGCCCCUGAAGACAGCCCCUAUGAGUGUGCUCCGAAAUGACAGGAACUCAUAGAUAUCUGACGUAUGACUCCGUGUGUGUGAGUGAGUGUGUCUGUCUGUCUGUCACAAAUGCCGGGAACUGGAGUU
Messenger RNA from Phodopus roborovskii (desert hamster), 6537 nucleotides. RefSeq names its product coiled-coil domain containing 187 (gene Ccdc187). Gene Ontology annotation, molecular function: microtubule binding. Gene Ontology annotation, biological process: microtubule anchoring. Bases 1 to 6450 code for a protein of 2149 amino acids. The record is from RefSeq and is a predicted model, not a curated record. Gene Ontology annotation, cellular component: centrosome. Lineage: Eukaryota; Metazoa; Chordata; Mammalia; Rodentia; Cricetidae. The transcript has 23 exons.